Messenger RNA from Laccaria bicolor S238N-H82, 403 nucleotides. RefSeq lists its product as uncharacterized. The transcript has a single exon. Lineage: Eukaryota; Fungi; Basidiomycota; Agaricomycetes; Agaricales; Hydnangiaceae. Bases 179 to 403 code for a protein of 74 amino acids. The record is from RefSeq and is a predicted model, not a curated record.
GACACCGAAAUUCGCCCCUCAGAUUCAACACCACGGGUUCUAUCCUAGUCUUUGGACAUUUGGACUAAGUAUGCACGGUCAUCAAAUUGGAUCACCUGAACUACACCGUCGACGUAUGCAACUACGUGCGGCUCAGCAUCCCCAAGAAUCCCAUCGAGGAAGGCGCGCCGUCUGAGCAAUGUGGCGAGGAAGUUAUCUUUGGGUUUGUCCGGAGAGUGAUAAUAGGCUCUUUCAGCCUUCUGGGCGAAGUCGGACCUAUCGACCCAGUCAACCCUGUUCUGGAUAUCUACCCCCACGUUGUCCUGGACGAGCAGGAAGGAUUCCGGACUCGCGACGGUCUCGCCGAGGAAUCGCUUAUUCCAAUUCCAACGCUCUCUGCAUCAUUUCAAGAACCUACUCCUGA